AUGCUUACAAAAGAACAAAUUGCUGAGGUAUCUCGUGAAUUUCCUUCUAUUACACCACAAGGUUCUGGUUAUAUUAAAUGUGAUGAGGUCAAAGAUGCAUUAAAAUUAGUUGGUAUAGACCUUCCUGGUUAUCAGAUUAGAGAAUUACUUGGACGCUUCAAUGGUUCAGGUGAAUUAAAAUAUUCUGAUUUUGAAAAAUUAUAUGAUGAAUUAGAUGAAAAAAAAAAUUCAUUUGCUAAUUCAUGGAAAACAGGAAUUAAUAAUGCUCAAGGUGCAUAUAAAGUUCAUGGUCUUGCUGAACAUGGAGGUGAUGAAAUUAUUCAUACAAUUCGUGUUGAAGAAGAAGUUGCUUAUUCAAAUUGGAUUAAUAGUAAUUUAUCUGAUGAUAAAGAUUUAUCAAAAUUACUUCCAGUUAAUGCAGCAUCACAUGAAUUAUAUACAAAAAUUAAUGAUGGUUUAAUUAUUUGUAAAUUAAUAAAUCUUGCUGUUCCUGAUACAAUUGAUGAAAGAGUUAUUAAUAAAAAAAAUUUAAAUACUUAUACAAAACUUGAAAAUUUAACACUUUGUUUGAUGUCAGCUCAAGCUAUUGGUUGUAAUAUUGUUAAUAUUGAUGCUGAUGAUUUAAGUAAAGGAAAACAACAUCUUGUUCUUGGUUUAUUAUGGCAAAUUAUUAGAAUUGGACUUUUUAAUCAAAUUGAUCUUGUUAAUGUUCCUGGUCUAUUUCGUCUUCUUAAAGAUGGUGAAACUUUAGAUGAUCUUAGAAGACUUUCACCAGAAGAAAUUCUUUUAAGAUGGGUUAAUUAUCAUCUUGAAAAAGCUGGAUGUCAAAGACGUUUACAAAAUUUUACUACUGAUGUUAUUGAUUCUGAAAUUUAUACACAUUUAAUUAAUCAAAUUGCUCCACCAGGAUUUAAUGUAACUCUUUCACCAUUAUCAGUUUCUGGAAAUGUUCCAAGAGCAGAAGCAAUGUUAAUACAAGCUGAUAAAAUUGGUUGUAGAGAAUUUGUAACACCAAAUGAUGUUGCUAAUGGUGUUUAUAAAUUAAAUUUAGCUUUUGUUGCUAAUCUUUUUAAUAAACAUCCAAAUCUUCCUGAACCAGGUGCUGAUGAAAUUGAUCAAUUAGAAAAUGUUAUUGAAGAAACAAGAGAAGAAAAGACAUACAGAAACUGGAUGAAUAGUAUGGGAGUUAAACCUUUUGUCAAUUGGUUGUAUAGUGAUCUUCAAGAUGGACUAGUUAUAUUCCAAUUAUAUGAUAUAAUUAAACCGGGAAUAGUUAAUUGGAAAUGUGUUGUUCAGGUUUUUAGAAAACUUCAACAGAUGAUGGAUAAAAUAUCAAAUUGUAAUUAUGCUGUCGACUUAGGAAGGCAACUUAAAUUUUCACUUGUUGGUAUUCAAGGUAAAGAUUUAUAUGAUGGUAAUACAACAUUAACAUUAGCCUUGGUAUGGCAACUUAUGAGAGCAUAUACCUUAACUAUUCUUUCACAAUGUACUAAUAAGAAUGAUGGUACAUUAGUUGGAGAUAAAGAAAUUAUAUCAUGGGUAAAUAAAAAAUUAUCUGAUUCAGGUAAAAGUACCUCUAUCAGAUCAUUUCAAGAUCCAUCAAUAUCAAAUGGUAAAGUUGUAAUUGAUCUUAUUGAAUCAAUUGCUCCUGGUACAAUAAAUUAUGACAUUUUAAAAAGUGGUGAUGAUUCAUUAAAACUUGAAAAUGCUAAAUAUGCUAUUUCAUCUGGAAGAAAGAUUGGUGCAAAAAUUUAUGCUUUACCAGAAGAUAUUGUUGAAGUUAAACCAAAAAUGGUUAUGACUGUUUUUGCAUGUCUAAUGGCUCGUGAUUACAUGCCCAAAUUUGCAGUUUCUGAUACUAAUUAA
Strongyloides ratti is the source of this 1866-nucleotide messenger RNA. RefSeq names its product Fimbrin. Gene Ontology annotation, molecular function: actin filament binding. The transcript has 3 exons. Gene Ontology annotation, biological process: actin filament network formation; actin filament bundle assembly. Gene Ontology annotation, cellular component: cytoplasm; actin filament bundle; actin filament. Bases 1 to 1866 code for a protein of 621 amino acids. The record is from RefSeq and is a predicted model, not a curated record. NCBI's taxonomy places the organism in Eukaryota, Metazoa, Nematoda, Chromadorea, Rhabditida, Strongyloididae.